AGUCCACCCACUCCCUCACUUCAUCAUAAAUUAGAUUCCUAAAGCCAUUGAGAGAAAACACAAGACUUCUCUCUCUAUCUCAUUCCCAUUUCCAUUCCCAAUUCUCCAUUUUUCAUUCCUGGUUUUUGGGUUUAAAUUUGAUGGUAAACUUGACUAACAAAGCUCGCCCAAUGAUCGGGAAACUCUCCGAGCUUCUUGUUCCCGGCCACCGCGCCGGCUCAAUUGAAAUCGGGACUAGUCCGAGAAGCCCAUUAGAUCUCAAGAUGCAAUCCCCACGUGGUUUGAAGAGCUACGAUCUUGGCGGAGUUGGGCUGGGAAUCGUCGCCGCCUUGGAAAAAUCCUCCGUUGACGGCGGUAGAGAUUUUCCAGCCAAGUACGCGAUAUGCAGUUUGAAUUUGAAUCGCUCGAAUCCAAUUCCGGUGAAGAUAGUCAAUAACGGGGACAAGUUCAGAGCUUGCGAAGAAUUAGACGAAGAGAGUUACACUUAUGUUACUUGUCGUUUACCGAAUAACAAGUCGAUUACCAAGGUCUAUUAUGAUGGAGUUGACUAUGGAAGAAGAAAUCACCGGAAAAAUGAUUUGGGUCGGUGUAAUAACCAAAGGGGUAUUUUUGAUUCGCCGUCAGCGAGGAAAAACGAUCUGGAUCGGUGUAAUAACCAAAGGAGUAUUUUUGAUUCGCCGUCAGCGAUCUCCGGUGAAGAAAAUUCUUCCUUUCCCACUUCGGAUUUUCUUAGUUGUUGCCAUUUAUGCCGGAAAAAACUCCAUGGAAAGGACAUAUAUAUGUACAGAGGAGAGAAAGCGUUUUGUAGUUCAGAAUGUCGUUCAAGUCAGAUUUUGAAUGAUGAAAGGAAAGAACAGCAGUGCAGAUCAGAGACCAAAAGAGGUGUUGAUGUUUCAGUCUCAUCAUCAUCUCAUGGCAGAGGCCAAAUCUUCUCAACCGGUAUCGUUGCCAUUUAGCAGAGGAAGAGGACCAAAAAUAAACAAUAGUCACUUCACUUCUAAACCCGAUUAUGAUAUUAUAUAACAUAAUACGAGAAUGAAUCAGCUUUAUGCGGCUAACUUAAUCCUACCAAAAAAAAAGAUAAAGAAGAAAAUUUUGCACUGUAAUGAGAAUUACGAGCCCUUUUUGUGAAUAAAAAAAAAGAGAUAUAUUACAUCUGUUAUGAAA
Molecule: messenger RNA, 1167 nt
Organism: Humulus lupulus (European hop)
Lineage: Eukaryota; Viridiplantae; Streptophyta; Magnoliopsida; Rosales; Cannabaceae
Product: FCS-Like Zinc finger 13-like
Exons: 2
Coding region: 141-956 (271 amino acids)
Source: RefSeq, a predicted model, not a curated record